Molecule: messenger RNA, 480 nt
Organism: Zerene cesonia (dogface butterfly)
Lineage: Eukaryota; Metazoa; Arthropoda; Insecta; Lepidoptera; Pieridae
Product: trypsin, alkaline C-like
Exons: 3
Coding region: 1-480 (159 amino acids)
Biological process (GO): proteolysis
Molecular function (GO): serine-type endopeptidase activity
Source: RefSeq, a predicted model, not a curated record
AUGAAACUAUUCCUGGUAGUCGUCGGUCUCUCAGUGGCAUUCGCCGCUCCUCAGUAUGAGCCCAUAGUCACGGACUACCACAAUGUGAUUGGUAUUCCUGAAGCUGCCCGCAUCAAGGCGGCAGAGGCUGCCCUGGACUUCGACGGCUCCCGGAUCAUAGGUGGUUCAACGUCCAACCUAGGCCAGCACCCGCAUAUGGGUGGGUUGGUGAUCACUCUCAGCAAUGGUGCACAAUCCGUCUGCGGGUCCUCCCUGAUCAGCAACAACAGGAUUGCUACCGCUGCUCACUGCUGGCGCACGCGUCAAUCCCAGGCCACUCGCUUCACCGUCGUUCUUGGCUCCAUCCGCCUCUUCUCCGGCGGUACCCGCAUCAACACCAACAGUGUGACUAUGCAUGGCAGCUACAACAUGGACACUUUGGUAAACGAUGUUGCUAUUGCCACCAUUUCAUGGGUGAGCUACAAUGGUGUGAGGGAAUGA